Molecule: messenger RNA, 791 nt
Organism: Aureobasidium subglaciale EXF-2481
Lineage: Eukaryota; Fungi; Ascomycota; Dothideomycetes; Dothideales; Saccotheciaceae
Exons: 2
Coding region: 135-617 (160 amino acids)
Source: RefSeq, a predicted model, not a curated record
CAUUGCAUUCGUUGUAGAUAUCUCAGACUACCAUACAGAAAAUCCAGGGAUCAUCAAAUCUUAUUGUCAUCAUCUCUCUAUCGUUGAGGAAUACCAGCACCGGUAUUGUGUCCAUGGCUUGAAGAGGUGGUAUCAUGAUGUUCUUGGCCAGCAGCCUCCUUGUCAGCCAAGCCCUGCAGGUGGUCGGUCAUCUGGUUGCUAGUAGCAAUGAGGAGGUUGAAGAGAGCCUCCUGGAUGGAGUGGAUACCGGGGCCUCCGGCGAGGAGGGUGCGGUGGGAGGAGCCGUCGACGAUGACGGCUUCGUAGGUCUGUUUGCCCUCGAGUUUCUUUGCACGGAGGACGAUGCGGAAGGUGUCGGGAAAGAGGACGGCGGCGUUGGCUGUGAAGUAAGAGGAUCUGGUCACGGUAGAAGGUUUCGUCGGCCAUUGUUGCGGUUGUGUGUGGUGGGUUGGCUGUUGGUCUCGUGUCAACACUUGCCGAGGUCGGGAUGCUGCAGUGGAACUCACCUUUGGUGUCUGGUUGGUGUUAAAAGACAGGUAGAUCAGAGGAGAAAGAGGAGAGAUGGUGGGGGAUUUUCUGGGGGACAAUCUAUCGUCGUUGAUCCUCACAUGACGUGACAACUCCUCUCAGCCUCCUCCUCCUUCCUUCUUCUUCUUGUUCCCGUCGACUCGCAUGGCGUGGUGGUUGGCCGUUACUUCCGGCGCCAAACACGCAUACGUCAUCGAAGGAUGCGAUAAGCUCGAUAAGCAAUCCCUCGGGUUGGAGAGCUCAGGACGCGUACUCGGUUACUC